AUGGCGGUGAUGGACCACCGUGUUUCCAUUUCAGAGCGAUGCUGUGAAAUUCAGAUGUGGUUUUCAGUGGCCCUGCAGAUGCCGGAAGGGCUCCUCAUGUUUGCCUGCACCAUCGUGGACAUCAUUGAGCGGCUUCCUGUCACCAGCCCUGCCACCAUCUGUGGCCACAUGGUCCCUGCCUGCACCGGGAUGGUUCCCAUCGAUGCCACGCAGGGACUGAAGAUGCUUUACGUGUUUGUGGAUAUAAAGAUUGACACAUCCCAUUUCCUCGAGACCAUUCGCUUCAACUUCGCAGCGGGCACCUCCCUGGCCCUCGUCAGCACCAUCCAGUUCGUCUCCACGGUGCAGGCAGCGGCAGAGGAGCUGCGCUCCCAGUACAAGGUGUGUGUCCCCCAGUGCAAGCUGCAGUCCCCAGGGGAGAUCCUGGGCUGCACGUCGCCCCGGCUCGCCCAGGACACGGACGCCAUCGUGUAAGUACCUGGGGUCUCCAGGACCCUUCUGCCUGGCCCAGGCUGCCUGUCCUGCCUGUAUGAUCCCUACAGCAAGGUCUUCUCCCAGGAGCACUAUGGCCACGAACGCAUGCACCAUGCUCGGCAGGACGCCAUCCGCACCGCCGCCAGCGCCCGCUGCUGGGGUCUCAUCUUGGGCACGUUGGGGCGGCAGGGCUCCCCCGGCAUCCUGCAGGUACCAGCCCCCUCCCCGCAACCCCUGCCUGGGCACUGGCCGCUGCUCCUGGGUGGGGGGAAGGACCGGUGGGUGCAGGUAGCCUGUCCCCGGCUCUCCAUCGACUGGGGAGAAGCUUUCAGCAAGCCGCUGCUGACGCCCUACGAGGCAGCGGUGGCUCUCCGGGACCCCAUCGCCCUGCCCACGCUGCACGUCAUGGGCGACGCCGACGCUGUCAUCCCCACCCCGCUCAGCAGGGAGCUGGCCCGGCACUUCGUGGAGCCUGUUGUCCUCGCCCACCCCGGCGGGCACUUCGUCCCUGCGGCUGCGCCCCAGAAGAAGGCCUACCUGGACUUCUUGGACCGCUUUCGCCCCGGACAGGGCCGGGCUGAGCCCCUGGGGGCUGGGGCUCCGGAGAGCCUGGGCGACAACCUGUACGUCUGCAUCCCCUGCGGCAAGGGCUUCCCCAGCUCGGAGCAGCUCAACGCCCACGUGGAGGCCCACAACGAAGAGGAGCUCUAUCACAAGGCGGCGGCCGAGCAGGCCGUGCCAUUCCUGGACAAGGGCGGCCCGGGGCUGGGUGACAUCCUGCGGCCGUACCGCUGUUCCUCCUGUGACAAGUCCUACAAGGACCCGGCCACGCUGCGGCAGCACGAGAAGACGCACUGGCUGACGCGGCCCUCCCCCUUUAAUAGGAAACACAGUGCCUCCGAGCCAGGACGGGAAUGGAAAAAACAGAGUUUAUGGGAGCCCAACAUGGGCCCAGAUUGGCUGCGCGGGGAGCGGCAGGACGAGGGGAAGGGGAGCCUGGCCAGGAACGCGGGCUACGGUCACGGUGUCGGGGCUGAGGAUGGCGGAGCGAGCCCGGUUCUGGCCCGCGCCAGGAGGACGGGGAUCGGGGACUCGGCGGGAUGGCAGGCCCGGGGCUGA
Messenger RNA from Opisthocomus hoazin, 1593 nucleotides. Lineage: Eukaryota; Metazoa; Chordata; Aves; Opisthocomiformes; Opisthocomidae. The record is from RefSeq and is a predicted model, not a curated record.